Molecule: messenger RNA, 1059 nt
Organism: Penicillium waksmanii
Lineage: Eukaryota; Fungi; Ascomycota; Eurotiomycetes; Eurotiales; Aspergillaceae
Product: SEC14 family lipid-binding protein
Exons: 3
Coding region: 1-1059 (352 amino acids)
Source: RefSeq, a predicted model, not a curated record
AUGACCUCAGACCCUGUUUUUCUGCCCGAGAAGGAUGCUGCUUCUUUCCAGGCUUUCAUGCUCCUAUGUGCUGAUAAGGAUCUGUUGAGUCGGCCAAAAGGCAUCGAAACCAGCGACCGCUGCGAUGGCUUAUCCGACUAUCCCACAUUGUUGCGAUUCUUUAUCGCACGAAAGAACGACCCUAAUGCUGCUGUAAACCAGUUACAGCAAUCCCUGGAUUUUCGCAAAGAUCGAGACAUUCUACCAUUAUACGAAGUCGUAGAUACUGAGGAUUUCGAACAAGCCCGUCAAUUUUAUCCUCACUGGACAGGAAGGAGAAAUAAGCAAGGGCUUCCAAUCUGUUAUUUUGAUAUUUCUAGGCUUGACAAAGGCGCUCUGAAUUCGUGGGAAGAAAGUCGUAGCUCCGCCGGCUGGAGUUUUUCGAAAUAUGAGACCGGAGCCUCCCCAAAGCCUGAUAUGCUGCAAAUGGCGUCCGUCUUUCAUGACAGUCUCGUUCGGUUCGUUCUUCCAUUAUGCACCAUGAUGACUGAUCGGCCGAAUCCAUCCACGCCAGUCUCGAGCUCGAUUUACCUUGUCGAUGCAUCCGGUCUUGGUUUGAAACAAGGUUGGAGCCUCAAAACAUUUGCCCAAGAGAUAAGCUGGCUUCUCUCGACAUGUUACCCUGAAACAAUUCUGAAAGUCUUUGUUUGCAAUGCGCCUUCAUAUUUCGCGACAGUUUGGAAGUACCUGAAGAAAUGGGUAGAUCCCAACACCGCGGAGAAAAUCGAGGUAUUGGGUAGUCAUGAAGUUUCUGAUGCUCUGAAGGAACAUAUUGAUACUGCCAAUAUUCCCACUUCUUUCGGGGGAGACUUUGAUUUUGAUCACGGAUCACUUCCCGUACUGGUUGAAAAUAUUCGCGGUCGUUUGUCAUGGAAUUCACCAGAAGAAUCUUUGCCUUCUGGUCCUCUUAAGUUUUCUGAAGCUGCGGAUGGAAAACUUACGGCAAUGGCCGUUGGGGUCUUGCGAGGGUUGAAACGUAAUGAGGUCAUAGCAACGAUAGACCUAGAUGGAGGUGAGUAA